Anthostomella pinea is the source of this 495-nucleotide messenger RNA. The record is from the annotation of a GenBank genome assembly. NCBI's taxonomy places the organism in Eukaryota, Fungi, Ascomycota, Sordariomycetes, Xylariales, Xylariaceae.
AUGUCUGACGACGCCCAGCAUGAGCACACCUUCGACUCGACCGACGCCGGCGCGUCGCUGGUCACCCCCAUGCAGUGUUCGGCUCUGAGAAAAAACGGAUACGUUUGCAUCAAGAGCCGUCCCUGCAAGAUCGUCGACAUGUCCACCUCCAAGACUGGCAAGCACGGCCACGCCAAGGUCCAUCUUGUUGCUAUCGACAUCUUCACCGCCAAGAAGCUCGAGGAUCUCUGCCCUUCCACCCACAACAUGGAUGUCCCCAUCGUCAAGACCGACCAGUACAUGCUUAUGAGCGUUUCCGAGGACGGUUACCUUAACCUCAUGGACGAGAGCACCGGAGCUACCACCGAGCACAUUCGAGUCCCCGACAACGAGGUUGGCCAGAAGAUCAAGGAUGCCGCGGCCGACAUUGAGGCCGGUAACGUUGAAGCCACCGCUACCAUCACCUCCGCUAUGGGCGAGCAGCACUGCACCAAGUGCGAUCUCAAGGACGUUUAG